AUGACUUUGUUUUUCGUUGAUGGCCGAUUGCGCCCCGGCGACCACAUUUUAAAGAUUCGUGGUAUCACGGUACAUGGUAUGAGCUCACAACAAGUUGCUACGAUCCUCAGGCAGCAGGAUGCUGUGGUGGAACUGGUUGUCGGCAGGCCAGCCGCCGCUCCGGAUGAGUGUUCGAGCGAUGCUCCCAGUAAGUUUCCAGCAGUUCUUUAG
Molecule: messenger RNA, 210 nt
Organism: Gongylonema pulchrum
Lineage: Eukaryota; Metazoa; Nematoda; Chromadorea; Rhabditida; Gongylonematidae
Source: the annotation of a GenBank genome assembly